Dictyostelium discoideum AX4 is the source of this 1119-nucleotide messenger RNA. RefSeq names its product RNA-binding region RNP-1 domain-containing protein. The record is from RefSeq and is a predicted model, not a curated record. Gene Ontology annotation, biological process: mRNA cis splicing, via spliceosome. The transcript has a single exon. NCBI's taxonomy places the organism in Eukaryota, Evosea, Eumycetozoa, Dictyosteliales, Dictyosteliaceae. Gene Ontology annotation, cellular component: nucleus. Bases 1 to 1119 code for a protein of 372 amino acids. Gene Ontology annotation, molecular function: RNA binding; nucleic acid binding.
AUGUUUGGUGGUUUAUAUGAUGACAUCCACAAUGAUGAUGAAGACGAACUUAAUACUUUAAAAAAUAACAAUAAUAAUAAUAAUAAUAAUAAUAAUAAUAAUAAUAAUAAUAAUAAUAAUAAUAAUAAUAAUAAUAAUAAUAAUAAUAAUAAUAAUAAUAAUAAUAAUAACAAUAUAAAUAAUAAUGAAAAUAAUAGUCAAGGUUCUUCAGAAAAAAAUAAUCCUGUAGUGAAUAAUAAUAGUAAUAUUAAUAAUGUAGCUAAAAUACCCCCAAAAUUACUUCAGGCACAGGCAUUGAGAGUUAAAGCCCAACAGAAAAGGCAACCUAUCAAAUCUAUUCAAACAAAUACGGACAAGCAAAUAAAACCCAAUUUACAACAACAGCAACAACAGCAACAACAAAACCAACACCAGCAACAACAGCAACAACAGCAACAACAUCAACAACAUCAACAACAUCAACAACAUCAACAACAACAUCAACAACAUCAACAACAAACUUCAAUUACAGAUAUAUUAUUUAAUGAUUUUCAAGAAGAAGAUGAUAAAAUUUUAAAUGAAUAUGACCCUUUCAUACCAAAUGACUAUGAUAAAAUUUUAAAAGAAAAAGAAAGAAUAGAACAAGAAAGACUUAAUAAAUUCCAAUCUCAACAACAGCAGCAAAUUCCACAAAGAAUUAGGAAUGAUCAAAUUCAACAACAACAACAACAACAACAACAACAACAACAACAACAACAACAACAACAACAACAACAACAACAACAACAACAAUUACAACAAAAACAACAAGAACAACAACUACAACAAUCAAUAGAGAUUCAAUAUUCAAAAGUACCAACUAAAAUAUUAUUAUUAUUAAAUAUAACUACUAGAAGUGAAAUCGAUUCAGAGUUGGAAGAGGAUAUGUUAGAUGAAUUUAAAAAAUAUGGUAAAGUUAACAGGGUUGUUAUACAUCCAAUCACCAAUCAAGAACAAGUUAGAAUUUUCAUAUAUUUCGACGAUGUAAACUCAACAAGAGAUGCCCUAUCACAAAUGAAUAAUAGAUACUUUGCUAAAAGAAAAGUUGAAGCUCACUAUUAUAAAGAAAAUUUAUUCUUUAAAAAUAAAUUAGAUCCUUAA